CAGCGGAGCCCACGACGAUUUGGCCUUUGCGACGUCCAGCUUUCGACGACCGACAACCACAUCGCGACCCUCGAAGUUCACUGUCUAGCUACUUCGACAAACGCAAAUAUGGCUGACGCAGACUACAACGCCGAGGAGGCUGCCGAGCUUAAGAGGAAGAGAGCGUUCCGCAAGUUCUCUUACCGUGGUGUCGACCUCGACCAGCUCCUUGACCUUGGCUCAGAGGAGCUCCGUGACCUCGUCCACGCCCGUGCCCGCAGAAGGUUCAACCGCGGUCUCAAGCGCAAGCCCAUGGGCCUGAUCAAGAAGCUCCGCAAGUCCAAGCAGGAGGCCAAGCCCAACGAGAAGCCCGACCUCGUCAAGACCCACCUCCGUGACAUGAUCGUUGUUCCCGAGAUGAUCGGCAGCGUCAUCGGCGUCUACUCCGGCAAGGAGUUCAACCAGGUCGAAAUCAAGCCCGAGAUGGUCGGCCACUACCUUGGAGAGUUCUCCAUCUCAUACAAGCCCGUCAAGCACGGAAGGCCGGGUAUUGGUGCCACUCACUCUUCCCGUUUCAUUCCUCUCAAGUAAAUGGUCUGGGUCUUGGUUGCAUGGGUUAUUUCGUGGGACGGACAAUGUACUUGAUGACCUACAACGAAUACAGGUGUUAGGUGCAUUACUCUCGAUGGCUGUGACGCACAAAAGCGAUCGCGGCGGACAUGAAGAUAGG
Molecule: messenger RNA, 709 nt
Organism: Cucurbitaria berberidis CBS 394.84
Lineage: Eukaryota; Fungi; Ascomycota; Dothideomycetes; Pleosporales; Cucurbitariaceae
Product: 40s ribosomal protein-like protein S15
Exons: 5
Coding region: 109-570 (153 amino acids)
Biological process (GO): translation; ribosomal small subunit assembly
Cellular component (GO): ribosome; cytosolic small ribosomal subunit
Molecular function (GO): RNA binding; structural constituent of ribosome
Source: RefSeq, a predicted model, not a curated record